Messenger RNA from Impatiens glandulifera, 555 nucleotides. RefSeq lists its product as uncharacterized. The record is from RefSeq and is a predicted model, not a curated record. The transcript has 3 exons. NCBI's taxonomy places the organism in Eukaryota, Viridiplantae, Streptophyta, Magnoliopsida, Ericales, Balsaminaceae. Bases 1 to 555 code for a protein of 184 amino acids.
AUGUGUCAGCUAAAAUUAGGAACUGGAAUUAUGUUCUUGAUGGGUUCUAGAACAUGGGAUGACAUUGUGUUCAAGGAUCCACUUAACACUUUUUCCGGCAUCAACAACUAUAAAUCAAUCUUUUGGGCUCUUCGAUUCCAAGGUAGGAUCUUUUUCAAGGCAUUAUGGUUCGAUAUCAUCAGCAUUUGGCAGCCUGACGAGUCUAUUAUAAUGGUUCGAUGGACUGUUCAUGGUAUACCACGAGUGCCAUGGGAGACCACCCGUGGUAGGUUUGAUGGUGUUUCAGAAUACAAGCUCGAUCAGAAAGGAAAGAUUUACGAGCACAGAGUCUACAAUAUUGCUCUAAAUAACGGUCCGCCUAAAUUCAGAGUAUUAUCUGUCGAGGAUCUAAUUCAAUCCCUUGGAUGUCCAUCGACACCAAGACCAACCUAUUUCGAGAUUUCUCCCUAUAUGUUGAACCUAGAAUCAGUUGAAGCGAGUUUUGCUUGGGUUAAGAACUCUUUAGUUUCUAGUUUGGGAUUUAAGAUGAAGAAAUCAAAGCAAUCACAAGGUUAG